Molecule: messenger RNA, 2527 nt
Organism: Guillardia theta CCMP2712
Lineage: Eukaryota; Cryptophyceae; Pyrenomonadales; Geminigeraceae
Exons: 11
Coding region: 122-2527 (801 amino acids)
Molecular function (GO): glycosyltransferase activity
Source: RefSeq, a predicted model, not a curated record
GGAAUUAAAUCAUCGCAAGCUCGGCCUGGAUGCCUUCCUUUCUUCACAGAACAACGUGAUAGACGACCUUUUGUUGCCUUUCCGAAACGACCAGGCCAAGACUCUCUGUGAGCUCUGGGCGAUGGCUUACCACCGGAUGAGGGCCACGGAGCACGACAAGUUCAUGCCGAGGUCCAUAGCAGGCGAGUGGAAGAAGCUCGGAUGCGACAAGAAGCUGAAGGAGGGAUCGUGGGGGAGCGAGGAGGAGGAGGAAGAUAAGCUGAAGAAGAAGAAGGCGAAGCUCUCGCGUCUGGCACAUGGGGAUCAGUCCGCUGCCAUGCUCACUCGCUACCCCAAGCUCUACGGCAAGCAAGCAGAGGAGCUUGUCGCGUCCAACUGGGAUGACUUCGCCAACGGGUCGCUGGCAGCAGGAGCUGAAUACCGUCCGCUGCCUCCUGACCUGAUUAUCAAAGUCCUCACCUUCGCUCGCCCCUCCUCUCUCCUCCGCCUCCUCCGCUCCCUCGACCUCGCCAACUACUCGCCAGACCGUGCAGACCUCGAGAUCUGGAUAGAUGGGCCGAGCGGGGGGAGCAGAGACGAGGAGAGGAAGAAGACUCUGCAGGUGGCAGAGGAGUUCAGUUGGCGACACGGCAAGAAGACGCUUGAAGUCAGGGACAAGAACGUCGGGCUGGUGGGUCAGUGGCUGGGCUGCUGGCAACCCGAGGAAGGAGCGCGUCUUUUUGAGAGCAUAGUUGUGAUCUUCGAAGAUGACAUGGAGGUUUCUCCUGUCUACUGGCGAUGGCUCAAGAGCAUGUGGCCGAGAUACAGGCGCGCACUGGCGAGAAGGCAGGAUCUCAUAGGCAUCUCCUUGCAGACGCAGCAUCUUGUAGCCUCGGACGGACGAGACAACUUGAGGAUCGACAACGAGUACGAGCCCUUCCUCUACAAGGUCCCCGGCUCGUGGGGUUUCUCUCCGCAUCCUCGAACGUGGCGGCUGUUCUUGCGAUGGCAGCAGGCGAAGUCGGCGACAGGGUACGAGCCGGACGACCUCAAGUUCAGGGGAGGUGACGUCAUCACAUCCAAGUGGUGGAAAGACAUCAAGAGGAGCGGGAAAUCUCCGCGUAUGUGGACCGCCUGGUGCAUGCGGUUCAUGGAGGAUGAGGGGCUUUUCGGCAUGUACCCCAACCUGCCCGGUCGAAGAGCCUUCACUGCGACGUGGAGCGAGCCGGGGGAGCAUGAUGCCGGGCACAUGGGAGGACGCCUCUCGGGCCCCCUCCAGCGAGUCUGGGAUGCAACGUGUGAGAAGUUCCCUGAGAGCCCCUGGAGGAUCGACUUUGACGGCUCGCGCAUCACCUCCCCGCCGCCUCCUCUCCGUCCCCGCCAGUGCGACCUGAGAGGGGUCAACGUGAUCUUCGACGGCUACAUCUACCACCUCACCAACGGGCGGCUGGACGGAGGAGUAGCGAAGAUGUGGCACGAGAUCGUUCCCUUCAUGAUCAAGGCCGUCACUCAGCAUGGCGGCGACUUCACGCACUGCGCCUACUCGGACCACGUCCUCUUCUCGGGGGUGAAGAAUCUCAACUGCCACUCGCUGCAGCGGGUGAAGGAGCUGCCGGGGGAGCACAAGGUUCUGUUUAGCUCCUACUACCAGGGCUCUCCCGACGCAUGUUUCAUCCACAUGGUCUACGAUCACAUCCCCGAGCGCACCGGCAUGGAUGCAGGUCCUGGCUCCGAGUACUGGCCGAGGAUCGACAACCUCCGACACGCAGGCGGCUUCCUCUCCAUCUCCAAGAGCACGACCGACGACCUCUGCGAGCUUUACGGCAUGUGCGAGAGGAAACUCGUGGCCACCUCCGACAACCGUGCGGCCCCGAUCUUCAAGCCGGCGAGCAAGGAGGAGGAGGAAGACUUUCGGGCGAGGUACGACCUGAGGAAGCCCUACAUCCUCAUCGUUGGGAAGCGAUACGGAUACAAGAACUACGACGUGUUCUGGGAGGGGCUCGAGGCGAUGCCGCAGAGCUUUCGCUCCAAGUACAUGGUCUUGCUGGUGGGACUACCAGAGGAGAAAGACCAUGGCAUCGAGGUCAAGGACGUCAAGAUGAUCCCCGAGAAGGACAUGCCCACCCUCUACUCCGCCAGCGCUGUCUUCGUCUACACCUCCAGCUACGAGGGCUUCGGCAUGCCUCCUGUCGAGGCUGCCGCGUGCGGAGCUCAGCUGAUCCUCGGGCCCUUCCAUCGCCACAGGAUGCACCAAGUCUUCGGGGACCUCGCGCAGUACGCGGAGACCUCGGAGGAGAUGGUUGCAGCCCUCACCAACAUCGACACCGGCCGCGUGCCCGCUAGCUCAGCCCUCGUAGACCGGGCGAAGCUGUACGGGACGGACCCGCGCCAUGGCUGGAACGAGGUAGCCAAGGACUACCUCGAGUACAUGAUCCACGGGCCCUUCCGCACCCACACGCUCGGAGGAAGAAACUGCCAGCCGCUGGUGCUCGACCCGGACGACUGUCGCUUCGAGACGACACCGCAUGGCCUCAAGCUCGCGUCCUAG